UGGCAGUUUGUGGUUUAACCUAAGAAUAUUUACCUCAAAGAUAAAAUCUCUAACCCAGAUUUCAUGUUCAAGAUUUAAGAAAACAGAUCAAACUGCAUCCAUAUAAAUUUAAUCCCAAAUGCAAAGUUUCUUACUUGACACUACACCAUGAAGGUUUAUGCCACUGAGCUCAGUUGGAAGAUCACACCUUACAACACUCAGAGAAAAGUGUCCUUACUGGCUCUUAUCCUGAUUCUCUUCGCCUUUAUCCAUCUCCUCACAAAUAAUUGUCGGUCACCCUUGCUGUUUCGUUACUUUAAAACUAGUGAUGUGAGAGGCAUCGCACUGGAGAAGAAAUGUGACAUUUUUAGCGGAAAUUGGGUUCCUCAUCCUGAAGGGUCUUACUACUCAAAUGAAAGUUGCCAUCUGAUGAUCGACCAGCAUAACUGCAUGAAGUUGGGGAGACCUGAUAAGGAGUUUAUGAACUGGAGGUGGAAACCAAAUGAAUGUGAGUUACCUCUGUUCAAUCCGGCUCAGUUCUUGGAGCUUGUUAGAGGGAAGUCCAUGGCAUUUGUUGGGGAUUCUGUGGGGAGGAACCAAAUGCAAUCAUUGUUGUGCCUCUUAUCCAGUGUGGCAUAUCCAGAGGAUAUUUCUCACAAGUACUCAUCAAACACGGAUUAUUUUAAACGAUAUUUCUAUGCUGAUUACAGAUUUACUUUAGCAAUAUUCUGGUCCCCAUUCUUGGUUAAAUCUAGUGAUGCAGAUCCUAAUGGUCAUUCCCUCAACAGCCUCAUGAACCUCUACUUAGACGAAGCUGACGAGGCAUGGGCGAAAGAAGUUGAAAAUUUUGACUAUGUGAUUGUUUCAGCUGGACAAUGGUUCUUCCGCCCUUUGAUAUACAAUGAAAAUAGUAAAGUUAUUGGGUGCCAUAAAUGCUUUAUAAAGAACAUGACAGCCGUUACCAAGUACUACGGAUACAGAAUGGCCUUUCGAACUGCAUUUAGAACUCUUCAAAGCCUUAAGAACUACAAGGGUAUAACAUUUCUGAGGACAUUUUCUCCGUCGCACUUCGAAAAUGGUGAUUGGAAUAAGGGAGGAAAUUGUGCAAGAACAAGGCCGUUUACAAGCCAAGAAAUGAAGUUAGAAGGGUAUGCAAUGGAGUUCUACUUGACACAAGUGGAAGAACUACGGGCUGCAGAGAAAGAAGGGACGAAGAGGGGUUUGAAAUUUCGAUUACUCGACACUACCGAAAUUAUGUUGUUGAGGCCAGACGGGCAUCCAAACCAGUAUGGACAAUCACCGCAUAAGAAUGUGGCAGUAAAUGAUUGUGUUCAUUGGUGCUUGCCAGGCCCCGUUGACGCGUGGAAUGAGUUUUUGCUUUAUAUGAUGAAGACUGAACGUCAGAGGUCGCUUCAGGGGAGGCUUUAAUGAAAAAUUCUUGCUGUAAAUUUGAUACAAUUUUUAUUUUAUAUAUAUAUUUGAAACACUGGAUGGAUUUUUUUACCUGUAAAAACAUAUGUCCUUUCAUUUAUAAUUUGUAGUGAAGAAGAAAGAAAAUGGGUUUAUUCUUGUGAUUCUGAGAAUUCUGUGAUUCAGAG
Pistacia vera is the source of this 1577-nucleotide messenger RNA. RefSeq names its product protein trichome birefringence-like 19. Gene Ontology annotation, cellular component: Golgi apparatus. The coding region runs from base 148 to 1407 and encodes 419 amino acids. The transcript has 2 exons. The record is from RefSeq and is a predicted model, not a curated record. Gene Ontology annotation, molecular function: O-acetyltransferase activity. NCBI's taxonomy places the organism in Eukaryota, Viridiplantae, Streptophyta, Magnoliopsida, Sapindales, Anacardiaceae.